This is a messenger RNA of Macrosteles quadrilineatus (aster leafhopper), 1557 nucleotides long. Its product is annotated as eukaryotic translation initiation factor 1A, X-chromosomal-like. The transcript has 6 exons. Gene Ontology annotation, molecular function: translation initiation factor activity; RNA binding. Lineage: Eukaryota; Metazoa; Arthropoda; Insecta; Hemiptera; Cicadellidae. Gene Ontology annotation, cellular component: cytoplasm. Bases 171 to 617 code for a protein of 148 amino acids. Gene Ontology annotation, biological process: translational initiation. The record is from RefSeq and is a predicted model, not a curated record.
AUCUGUCUGCUCAACUCCACUCCACUCCCACCCUUCCCCACUCCAUCCAUCCAUCCAACUUUUACUUCCUUUAUGGAGUUUGGCGUAAUGCUGUUGACGAGAUAGUUGUUUACUUCAGGUGAUUUGUUGCAUAUUUUAAGUAACCACAAGUCCAAUAAAGCUUAUUUGGAAUGCCGAAGAACAAGGGAAAGGGAGGUAAAAACCGCAGAAGGGGUAAGAAUGAAAAUGAAACAGAGAAGCGUGAGUUGGUUUUCAAAGAGGAUGGACAAGAAUACGCUCAAGUUACAAAAAUGCUUGGAAAUGGACGCCUUGAAGCCAUGUGUUUUGAUGGAAUCAAGCGAUUAUGUCACAUCCGAGGAAAGCUCCGGAAGAAGGUAUGGAUAAACCAAGGAGAUAUCAUCCUCAUUGGUUUAAGAGACUACCAAGAUGCCAAAGCUGAUGUUAUUCUGAAAUAUACACCAGACGAGGCAAGGAAUCUCAAAACAUACGGAGAGUUCCCAGAGACAGUGCGUAUCAACGACACUGUCACAUUCGUGGAGGACGGCUUUGAUGAAGACAUCGAGUUCGGAGACGAGAUCAGCGACGAAGGGGAGGGCGAUCCUGUCGAUAAUAUCUGAUACCAGGAGCAACUGCACUUCUCGAGUCCUGGUCGCAACCCCCGCCUCCUCCCUCUUCCCUCGUAACUAGCACAUGAUGUACAUUUUCAGAAUAUAUAAAUUUAUAGUUGAUUUAAACUUGUUUAUUUUGACUUCAAUUUGUUAUGCAGCUUAGUUAAUUAUUGUGAUCAGUUUGCCUGGCUUGAGCCAGCUAGUGUUCAAUGAGGAUUGAUGAACAUAUUUUAAGUAGCACAAAUCAUACAAUUUUAACCAUGACGAACAAGUUAAAUUUAUUAGCGAUGCUUAAAGGGGAUUGUUUGAAACAAUCUUAAACAAGAGUUAAAAUUAUAAUAUAAAAAUUAUUUUUCCUUAAAUCUCUUAAUUCUUUAGUAAAUAAAUAUAUCACAAAAACUUUUGUUUUCGUCACACUCAAAUAUAUGCUACUUGAAUAUAAAUUAAAUAGAGGUAUAGAUCAUGUUGUUUGAGAUGGUGUAUAGGAAGGGACGAGGAAAGUUCCACAACUAAGAGAGACAACAAUAAUCCAAUUAAUUGUUGAAAUUACUACAAAAUAACACAUGUGACGGUUGUGAGGAAAUAGUUCUUGUGGUCAAGCACAUCCUGCUCGCCACUAUAACCAGCACGAUCUAUAACUUUUUGUUUUUUAUUCAAAGUAUGUAUAUAUUUACUGAAGAGUGCCCAUUGGCCUUAUGAAUCAAUUGCAUCGCUACAAAAUCACGUACUACUGAAUUAAUUAUAUUCAUAUGUAAAAACAAUAAAUUGUAUUAUAAAGAUGUUCAGGCACCAAGAUCAUAAUUGGUUCUCUAAAAUAUGUAUAUGGGUGUAUCUUAAGAUUGGGCGAGUGUAUUUAAUGUGUAUUUGAUUAUUACAUCCGGCCGUUUUCUUUUGUUGGUUAACAUGUUUGGUAUUAUUUUUUGUAAAUAAAUAUGUUAGCCCAGUCUGA